AUGAAAGCCUACAAGCUCCUUUCUAAAGGCAAUGCCGCCGUCGUUGAUGCGCCCAAGCCAGCUCUUCGCCCUGAGUACAUCCUUGUCAAAGUCGCCUGCGUUGCUCUGAACCCCACAGACUGGAAGAACAUCCAAUAUACAGACUUCAACGAGGAGACGCCGCUGACGGUAGGCUGUGACUUCGCCGGUAUUGUCGAGGAAGUCGGCAAUUUGGUGACCCGGCCUUUCAAACCGGGUGAUCGAGUCUGGGGUUUUGCGCACAGCUGCCACACCGCGCAGCCCGAGGAUGGCGCGUUUGCGGAGCAUGUAGUGGCGAAGGGGGAUCUGGCCUUGAAGAUUCCGGACCACAUGGGGUUUGAAGAAGAGGCAUCGCUGGGUUUGCAGGUGUAUACGGUGGGGCAGGGGCUGUGUCAGAGCUUGCAGCUACCAUGGCCGACGGAGCCUGUGAAGCCCGAGGAUAGCACGGCGAUGGGGACGCUGGCGAUUCAGAUGGCAAAGCUAUCCGGCCUUGAAGUUAUAACCACCUGUUCGCCCCAUAACUUCGACUGCGUAAAGUCACUCGGCGCAGACAAGGUUUUUGACUAUAAGUCGCCCACCGUCGGCUCUGACAUUCGCCAGUUUACCAAUGAUAAACUGCGCUACGUGUGGGACACCAUCGCGGAGGGCCAAGCCCCUCAGAUCUGUGCCGAUGCCCUAUCCUCCUCCUCUGACUCCACUCUACACUACAGCGCCCUUACGUUGGUUGAGUUUCCGCGUGCGGACGUUAAGACUGACGUCACGCUUGGUUACACUAUCUUCAACGAGGCGUUUGACGUGUUUGGCAGCUUUAGGGUGGAGGCGAUGCCGGCCAAUUUUGAGUUUGCGAAGAAAUGGGGCCCCGUAGCGGCGAAGCUUUUUGAGGAGAAAAGGGUUGUCCCGCAUCCGCUCGAAGUGCGAAAUGGGCUAGAAAAUAUUGGCGAGGGUUUGAAGGAUUUGGAGAAGGGAAGGGUCAGUGCAAAGAAAUUCGUGUAUCGAGUUGGUAAUUGGUAGAUUGCGCUAUUUGAGUGGUUUGACGAUGAGUUCUUGAAGAAGAUUUCGCCCGUAUACAUAUAAA
Mytilinidion resinicola is the source of this 1093-nucleotide messenger RNA. RefSeq names its product putative zinc-binding oxidoreductase ToxD. Lineage: Eukaryota; Fungi; Ascomycota; Dothideomycetes; Mytilinidiales; Mytilinidiaceae. Gene Ontology annotation, molecular function: oxidoreductase activity, acting on NAD(P)H. The record is from RefSeq and is a predicted model, not a curated record. The transcript has 3 exons. Bases 1 to 1029 code for a protein of 342 amino acids.